Molecule: messenger RNA, 482 nt
Organism: Cajanus cajan (pigeon pea)
Lineage: Eukaryota; Viridiplantae; Streptophyta; Magnoliopsida; Fabales; Fabaceae
Source: RefSeq, a predicted model, not a curated record
UUAAGCGUGAGGGUGAAGUUGUAUAAGCUUAGCUGAGUGAGACAGAAAAGGAAAAGAGAAUUAGGGUUUUAGCAGUGGUGGAAGGUUGUUGAGAGGGUUUUAGAACUUCUCACUCUUCAGAUUUGCGUUCCUCUUCUCUCGCUCGUUCAUCAAUGGCCACCACCGUGCCUCCUCCUCCCGCUCCCGCUCCCGCUCCCGCCGUCGACGCCAAGGUCGAUUACUUCAAUCUCCCAUGUCCAAUUCCCUUCGAAGAGCUCCACCGCGAGGCCAUGAUGUCUUUGAAGCCGGAUCUUUUCGAGGGCAUGCGUUUUGAUUUCACCAAGAUGCUCAAUCAGAAGUUCUCUCUCAAUCACAGCGUGUUGAUGGGACCUACUGAGAUUCCUUCUCAGUCCACUGAGACCAUUAAGAUUCCCACUGCUCACUAUGAGUUUGGCUCAACCUUCAUUGAUCAUCCUAGGUUGUUGCUCUGGGGGAGAAUUUAA